Molecule: messenger RNA, 1467 nt
Organism: Penicillium roqueforti
Lineage: Eukaryota; Fungi; Ascomycota; Eurotiomycetes; Eurotiales; Aspergillaceae
Product: FAD-binding oxidoreductase
Exons: 3
Coding region: 1-1467 (488 amino acids)
Molecular function (GO): oxidoreductase activity; FAD binding
Source: RefSeq, a predicted model, not a curated record
AUGCUUCUAAAACUAUUUUUUUUGGCAGUCGCUGCAUCGGUGGCUCUUGCUGCCUCCAGUGAGGCAUUGAAACAAUGUCUCGAGAAUGUGUUCACAGACCGAGCAGGCUUUGCCUUCGCUGGAGAUCUAUUCUAUGACCGUAUUGUGAAUCGCUACAACCUUAACAUUCCCGUUACUCCAUCAGCGUUGGCUUUCCCUACCUCUUCUCAACAGGUGGCUGAUAUAGUCAAAUGUGCCGCGGAUAACGGAUAUCCAGUCCAGGCCAGAAGUGGAGGACACAGCUAUGGCAACUACGGUCUUGGAGGGGCCGACGGCGCCGUUGCGAUUGACUUGAAGCAUCUCCAACAAUUCUCCAUGGACAAGACAACUUGGCAAGCGACAAUUGGGGCGGGAAGUUUGCUGAGUGAUGUGACACAGCGAUUGUCCCACGCCGGAGGACGGGCUAUGUCUCACGGAAUAUGUCCUCAAGUCGGUUCGGGAGGACAUUUCACAAUUGGUGGUCUUGGUCCGACCUCGCGUCAAUUCGGUGCCGCACUUGACCAUGUACUGGAGGUUGAGGUGGUUCUGGCCAACUCGAGUAUUGUCAGAGCCUCUGACACCGAGAAUAAGGACCUCUUUUGGGCUAUCAAAGGUGCUGCCUCGGGCUACGGUAUCGUCACGGAGUUCAAGGUCCGAACCGAGCCUGAGCCUGGUACUGCAGUGCAGUAUGCAUACAGUAUGGAGUUUGGCAACCCCACGAAGCAAGCGGCCCUUUUGAAGAGCUGGCAGGCCUUCGUGUCAGAUCCGAAGUUGACUCGAAAGAUGGCGUCUACCCUCACUAUGCUUGAGAAUAGUAUGGCAAUUAGCGGCACCUUCUUCGGCACCAAGGAAGAGUAUGAUAAGUUGAACCUAACCAACAAGUUCCCUGGUGCAAAUGGCGAUGCAUUGGUUUUCGAGGACUGGUUAGGUCUUGUCGCCCACUGGGCUGAAGAUCUUAUUUUACGGUUGGCCGCUGGAAUCCCAACAAAUUUUUACGCAAAGUCUACUUCUUGGACACCCCAGACCCUCAUGACCCCGGAGACUAUCGACAAAAUGUUCGAUUACAUUGCUACCGUCAACAAGGGUACUUUAGGCUGGUUCCUGUUAUUCGAUUUGCAGGGAGGCUACACCAAUGACAUCCCAACUAACGCUACAUCUUACGCCCAUCGUGAUGUCCUCAUCUGGCUACAGUCCUACACAGUCAAUUUCUUGGGACCAAUCUCCCAGGCCCAGAUCGACUUCCUCGAUGGGCUCAACAAGAUUGUCACCAAUAAUAAGCUACCCUACACUGCCUACCCGGGUUACGUUGAUCCUCUUAUGCCCAACGCACCCGAGGCAUACUGGGGCACCAAUCUCCCCCGACUGCAGCAGAUCAAAGAGCUAGUUGACCCAAACGAUGUGUUUCGGAAUCCACAGAGCCCAUCCCCUGCAAACAAGGAGCCUUUGUGA